AAAUGAUGCGGGACUGAGUGUUGUUCUGGGUUAUACCACAUCAAGUGAUAGAAGAGAGCAUCUGGUUUCAGGAUAAGGUGAAAGACCGUUAUCCCUGAAAAUGGAGAACAAAGCAAGCACAGAUCUUCCAAAAGCCACCAGAGAAACCAUCCUUAAAAAUGAGGUAAUUACAGAAAGAAACUGGGUAAAGCUUGAAGAGACAACAUAUGUUGACCGCUUGGGUAAAACCAGAACUUGGGAAUGCGUAAAGCGUACCACCAGGAAAGAGGGCAUGCCCGCUGAUGGUGUUGCAGUUAUAGCUGUAUUGCAGAGAACUCUCCACUAUGACUGCAUCGUGUUAGUGAAACAGUUUAGGCCUCCAAUGGGAGGCUAUUGCUUGGAGUUCCCUGCAGGCCUUAUUGAUGAAAAUGAAAGUCCAGAAAGUGCUGCCCUGCGGGAGUUGGAGGAGGAAACAGGAUUCAAAGGGGAGGUCACUGAAUGUUCUCCAGUUCUUUGUUUGGACCCGGGUUUGACAAACUGCACGACAUACCUUGUGAAUGUGGCCAUCAAUGGAGAUGACCCUCAGAAUACAAGGCCCAAGCAAAAGCCUGAGGAGGGAGAAUUUGUGGAAGUUGUCUCACUACCAAAAAAUGAUCUACUGCAAAGAAUUGAGGAGCUAAACGCAGAAGAGCACAUUGUAGUGGAUGCCAGACUUUAUAGCUAUGCCUUGGCACUGAAACAUGCAACGGAAAAGCCUUUUGAAGUGCCUUUUAUGAAGUUCUAAUGCUGUGUGGUAUGAGAUCUUGAAAACUUGGAUGGGAUUCAAGUGAUCAGGGUAGAUUUAGAAGCAGUACUUCAUAUUAGAAAAGUUCUGUAGAUCUAUAUACAGACACAAACAACUAUAUUUCAGGCAAUAAUUUCUACAAAUACUUUGACCUAGAGUUAGACACUAAAGAAGUCAGUUGUUACAUAACGCAUUAACUCUGGUCGAUGGAAUCUUGUUGUUUUUAGAAUUAAAAAAAAAAUCAUGUCCCUUAA
Messenger RNA from Gavialis gangeticus (Gharial), 1017 nucleotides. RefSeq names its product nudix hydrolase 5 (gene NUDT5). Gene Ontology annotation, cellular component: nucleus. Lineage: Eukaryota; Metazoa; Chordata; Crocodylia; Gavialidae. Gene Ontology annotation, molecular function: ADP-ribose diphosphatase activity. The record is from RefSeq and is a predicted model, not a curated record. Gene Ontology annotation, biological process: nucleoside phosphate metabolic process; ribose phosphate metabolic process. Bases 101 to 763 code for a protein of 220 amino acids. The transcript has 10 exons.